Molecule: messenger RNA, 1905 nt
Organism: Penicillium antarcticum
Lineage: Eukaryota; Fungi; Ascomycota; Eurotiomycetes; Eurotiales; Aspergillaceae
Product: electron-transferring-flavoprotein dehydrogenase
Exons: 3
Coding region: 1-1905 (634 amino acids)
Biological process (GO): electron transport chain
Cellular component (GO): mitochondrial inner membrane
Molecular function (GO): iron-sulfur cluster binding; electron-transferring-flavoprotein dehydrogenase activity
Source: RefSeq, a predicted model, not a curated record
AUGGCCACCAAAAGUACCGUCCUGCCUCUGCUGAGGCGCGAACUACGAUCCUCCUCCCGAUUCUCACGAGCUAGCUUUUCGGUCUCCGCCAUUGCCACCCCAGCCCGCCAUUCAACUAGUCCCUUCACAGCCGGACGGAUCCCUCGCCGAACGGCAUUCCUCACCCCACCCCAGACACGAGCCUUCUCACAAUCGCUAUCAAGACGAUUCACAGACGAGGGCGAAUUUGACCCUCGCACUAUCGAGCGCGAGUCCGAUGAGGUGGAUGUAUGCAUUGUCGGUGGUGGCCCUGCCGGUCUCGCCGCCGCCAUCCGAUUGAAGCAGCUUGCCAACGAAGCAGGCAACGAAGAGUUUCGAGUUAUCCUACUAGAGAAGGCUGGUGAAUUGGGCGCCCACAUCGUCUCUGGAAACGUCUUGCAGCCAACCGCCCUCAAUGAGCUGCUCCCUGACUGGCUGUCCGAGGAUAACCCUUCGCGAUUCGAGGGUGCAACCCCCGCCAAGGGCGACAAGAUGCGCUUCUUGACUAAAACCGGAUCAUACCCUCUGCCUACGCCGCCGCAGAUGCACAACGAAGGAAACUACAUUGUCAGUUUGAACGAGCUGACCAAGUGGAUGGGGGAGCGCGCGGAAGAGGUUGGCGUUGAGGUUUACCCCGGUUUCGCUGCUAGUGAGAUCGUCUACAGCUCCGACGGCGCGGUGAAGGGUGUUGCGACCAACGACCUGGGAUUGAGUCGGGAUGGCAAGCCUAAGGAUACAUUCGAGCGCGGAAUGGAGUUUCACGCCCGUGUCACGCUGCUUGCUGAGGGCUGCCACGGCAGUCUGACCAAGCAGGUCAUGAAGAAGUACGAUCUCCGUCGCGACAGCCAGCCCCAGACAUAUGGACUUGGAAUCAAGGAAAUUUGGGAGAUUCAACCUGACAAGUUCAAGUCGGGUGAGAUCACCCACUCGAUGGGUUAUCCUCUUCCCAAGGAUACCUAUGGUGGAGCUUGGAUGUACCACUUUGGCGACAACAUGGUCAGUAUUGGUCUGGUUGUUGGACUGGACUACCCUAACCCGUGGCUUUCACCGUAUGGGGAGUUCCAGAAGAUGAAGCACCACCCCAUGUUCAAGGAAGUUCUCGAGGGCGGCAAGUGCAUUUCGUAUGGUGCCCGCGCCUUGAACGAGGGUGGCUUCCAGUCUAUCCCCAAAUGUGCAUUCCCUGGUGGUGCCUUGAUCGGUGAUACAGCCGGUUUCUUGAACGUUCCCAAGAUUAAGGGUACUCACACCGCUAUGAAGUCUGGUAUGCUGGCAGCCGAGGCCACCUUUGGCGCGCUGCAGAGCGAGAACCAGGGAACCGUGUUCUUGUUCGACUAUGAGAAGUCCCUGCGCGACUCGUCCAUCUGGAAAGAAUUGUCCGAAGUGCGCAACAUUCGUCCCUCGUUCAACAGCCCACUUGGUUUCUUUGGUGGACUGCUCUACUCCGGAUUGGAAGCAUACAUUUUGAAGGGCAAGGUGCCGUGGACUCUCAGUCACCACGGUACCGACGCGGCAGCUACCAAGCCUGCAUCUGAAUAUGAGAAGAUUGAAUAUCCCAAGCCCGAUGGAGAAAUCAGCUUCGAUAUUUUGACCAGCGUCAGCCGGACAGGUACCAACCACGAAGAAGACCAGCCAGUUCACUUGCAAGUGGAAGACUGGGAUAAGCACAAGGAUCUGGCGUGGCCCAAGUACAAGGGCCUUGAGAACCGCUUCUGUCCUGCAGGUGUAUACGAAUAUGUUGAGGACCCCAGCAAGGAGCACGGUGUCCGGUUCCAGAUUAACUCACAGAACUGCAUUCACUGCAAGACCUGUGACAUCAAGGUUCCUACACAAGACAUCAACUGGCAGACACCUCAAGGAGGAGAGGGUCCCAAGUAUAUGUUGACGUAA